AUGACGAAAAUUCAACAACUGGAAGAUAAAUUACAGCAACCUUCUGCUACUUCCACCACCUCCAUAUCUAAUGACAAACAAAAUCUUAUAGCUUGCAAUAUCAAGAGCCUAACAGAUAAUUCCUUCUCAAAAUCCCCUGAUAAUUACUGUUUCGGUAACAAUUGGAAUGUCAUACAAAGACGUACAGAUGGUUCGGAGAAUUUUCAACGUGAUUGGAAUGAUUAUAAACAAGGUUUUGGCAAUAAAUCAAAUGAAUUCUUUGCGGGUCUAGAAAAAAUACAUCGUCUUACUUCGGAAAAACCUCAUGAAUUGUUGGUGGUUAUGCAGGAUUUCGAUAAUGACAAACGUUAUGCAAGAUAUGAUCAUUUCGAAAUUGGUGGUGAAGAUCAGCAAUAUGUUUUAAAAUCGUUGGGUGUAUACAGUGGCAAUGCUGGUGAUUCUUUAACUUAUCACAAAGGCUCGAAAUUCUCGACCAAGGAAAGGGAUAAUGAUCAGCAUGCGGAUUUUAAUUGUGCAGAAAAAUUUCAAAGUGCUUGGUGGUUUAAAGCCUGUCAUGAAAGCAAUUUAAAUGGCUGCUAUAGCAAUGCUAAUUUAAAGGAUUCUAAAGUGCCAUCGCAAUGUGGUAUUCAUUGGAAAACGUUUCGUGGCCAGUGGUAUUCUUUAAAAUUUGUUGAGAUGAUGAUAAGACCUAAAGUUUAAUAAUUGUUUUAAAUGUUAAUCAUAGUAGUAUUAAAAGUAUAAAAUAUGGAA
Lucilia sericata (common green bottle fly) is the source of this 750-nucleotide messenger RNA. RefSeq names its product fibrinogen-like protein 1. The record is from RefSeq and is a predicted model, not a curated record. NCBI's taxonomy places the organism in Eukaryota, Metazoa, Arthropoda, Insecta, Diptera, Calliphoridae.